CGCUUUCCGAAGAUUAACCUUUCAAAACUCUUUGGUGUGUGGCCCUCCUCCUCCUCCCCCCCUCGUAACCCUCACCCUCCUUCGUAAUCUCUCUCCCUUUUGCUUUUUGCACUUAUACCGUCUCAUCCACUCGUUUGAUUUUCCUUAAUUCCUCCUUACACAUGCUUACAUAGACAUUUUAUCAUGCCACUCAAACGUUCCAUCAUCCUACAAUCUAUUUUUGCAUUCUGUAUAAUCUGUUUAAUAUUCAUUGCGCGGCAGGCAAACGAUGCUUCUUCUAUACCAGCAGGAGGAUACACGGAUGACUGUACAGACGAAACGUGCCGUCAACCACCACAGCCGCUCGAAUCAAACAACGAGGUCGUGCUUUCCCCCGAGGAUAUCAUUGACGAUGCUGCAGAACUCGACACUGAUUACAAAAACAACAGCGAAAACAUUAUAAAUGAGGAUGUCGACAAUGGAGAGACUGCAAUAGGUAUCAACCCGAUUAUCGAGGAAAAUGGUGGAUUUCCGUUCACGGUGGUGACAGCCGCCAGCAGCAACCACUUUUGCGCGCUCGAGAGCAUGUUAUAUACGUUUCAGGAGCUCAAGAAAUACGUCGCACCUGAAGACUUUCCACGACUUGUUGUGUACAGUCUCGGCAUUGACGAACACCAGCGGGCUAUCGCUGAGAAUCUCUACACCGAAGGAUAUUUCGAUGAAUUGGUCGACUUCAAUUACGACGCAUACCCGGCAUUCUGGAACGUCCAAAUCAAUCGAGGACAAUACGCAUGGAAGCCAGGAAUCGUCAAGGAGAUGCAAAUAAAGUAUGGUGGCGUGGUAGUCUGGCUGGAUACAGGCGAUGUGCCCAAUGCAUUAUUUAUGCGAAUGAUACCGCAAUAUAUUCGACGCCACGGUUUUUGGUCGCCACGGAGCACAGGCUUAAUCAGUUCCAAGUUCAACCACGCAGGCAUGUUCAAUUACUUCAAGUUACGGAGGAAGGAUUUUGAAAUGUUUGAGAACUGCAAUGGUGCUGCAGUUGGAUUUGAUGCGGAUAACCAGCAAGUGGUGGACGAGCUCAUUACGCCGUGGUACGAUUGUGCUAUUGAGGAAAAUUGCAUUGCACCACCUUCUUCGUCUCGGCAAAACCAUCGUCAGGAUCAAUCAGCGAUCACCUUGCUGGCAAUCCGCGCUGGAUAUCGGUGCUUCGAAUACCCCGAGUUUCAUGGCCUUACCAUCCAUCAGGACGAAUACUGCCAUCAGCGGCUUCUGGUGCUUGAAGAUAGUGGCCUUUUGUUACAUCCUUCAACUAUCGAUGUCUAAAUGGGUCAUAUCGGAGAGUGCUGGCCACCAUAUACAACUAUUGCAUUCAAGUAUAAUAAUAAAACAUUUUCAUAAGCUUAAGGGAGCGGAUGCCAUAUUA
Zychaea mexicana is the source of this 1402-nucleotide messenger RNA. RefSeq lists its product as uncharacterized. The record is from RefSeq and is a predicted model, not a curated record. Bases 184 to 1302 code for a protein of 372 amino acids. The transcript has 3 exons. Lineage: Eukaryota; Fungi; Mucoromycota; Mucoromycetes; Mucorales; Lichtheimiaceae.